AUUGGACCCUAAUGAAUGCACACCUUUGCAGCUGUUAUUCUUGUCCCAACGCGAGAAUUGGCCCUCCAGACAUCACAAGUUUGUAAAGAACUUGGGAAGCACUUAGAAAUUCAAGUCAUGGUUACUACUGGUGGAACUAGCUUAAAAGAUGACAUAAUGCGUUUGUAUCAACCAGUCCAUUUACUUGUUGGAACUCCUGGAAGAAUCCUUGAUCUUGCAAAAAGGGGUAUUUGCAUUUUGAGAGAUUGCUCCAUACUUGUUAUGGAUGAGGCUGAUAAGCUCUUGUCGCCAGAGUUUCAACCUUCUAUCGAGCAGUUAAUUCGCUUUUUGCCCACAAAUCGUCAGAUCUUAAUGUUUUCUGCUACCUUUCCUGUCACCGUAAAAGAUUUCAAAGAUAGAUAUCUGCGGAAGCCGUAUAUCAUCAACCUUAUGGAUGAGCUUACUCUCAAGGGUAUAACACAGUAUUAUGCUUUUGUUGAAGAAAGACAGAAAGUGCACUGCCUGAACACACUCUUUUCAAAGCUUCAAAUAAAUCAAUCUAUUAUUUUCUGCAAUUCUGUGAAUCGAGUGGAGCUUCUUGCCAAGAAAAUUACAGAGCUUGGGUAUUCUUGCUUCUACAUUCAUGCUAAGAUGCUUCAAGAUCAUCGCAACAGAGUGUUUCAUGACUUCCGCAAUGGUGCAUGCAGGAAUCUCGUAUGUACUGAUCUAUUUACAAGAGGGAUAGAUAUUCAAGCAGUCAAUGUUGUGAUCAAUUUUGAUUUUCCUAAGAACUCAGAAACAUAUUUACACAGGGUUGGUCGAUCUGGGAGGUUUGGACACCUUGGGUUAGCCGUGAACCUGAUAACCUAUGAGGAUCGCUUUAAUUUGUAUAGGAUUGAACAAGAACUUGGGACAGAGAUCAAGCAGAUCCCUCCACAUAUAGACCAGGCUAUAUACUGCCGGUGAUCUGUGUUGGUGACUUUGCUGCAUGAAGUUGUAUCACUAGUGAGUCAUAUCAUAUAUGUGCAUUCAUGUAUCGUGUGUGUUUAUAUUUUAAAAUUUUCAGCAGUUCGGCUCUAGUGACCAGUUUGAGUUGAACUUAUCCAAGUUGUUUCAUUCAGGAAAUCUAGAUAAGCAGUGUAGUAUCAUAUUUACAGUCUGUUGUAUUCAACUUUGGUUUGUUUACUGUCACCUAACUGCAAUAUGACAUCGUUGAGUAGUUCCAUUUCUGAAUAAAUUGUUUGGACAUUAAUGUC
Olea europaea var. sylvestris is the source of this 1235-nucleotide messenger RNA. RefSeq names its product DEAD-box ATP-dependent RNA helicase 8. Gene Ontology annotation, molecular function: mRNA binding; ATP binding. The transcript has 6 exons. Gene Ontology annotation, cellular component: P-body; cytoplasmic stress granule. Bases 16 to 945 code for a protein of 309 amino acids. NCBI's taxonomy places the organism in Eukaryota, Viridiplantae, Streptophyta, Magnoliopsida, Lamiales, Oleaceae. Gene Ontology annotation, biological process: P-body assembly; cytoplasmic stress granule assembly. The record is from RefSeq and is a predicted model, not a curated record.